Adineta steineri is the source of this 3081-nucleotide messenger RNA. The record is from the annotation of a GenBank genome assembly. NCBI's taxonomy places the organism in Eukaryota, Metazoa, Rotifera, Eurotatoria, Adinetida, Adinetidae.
AUGGAAACUGAUUUAUUAUUACAAAAUAUGGAGGGAAAUUUUCAAUCACUUCGAAGUAUGUGGAAUACGAAAGUACAAGAAGAACAGAAAUUAUUAAAACCAAAAUCGAUUAUAUAUCGAUCACAAUCCGAAUUAGUACAGAAAGCAUCAUCAACAAAAAAUGAAAGACGAUCUAUAAUGAUUGCAGAUGAAACAGUUUCACACAAAAAAGAAUUGACAGUAACAUUUGAUGAUCAAAAGAUAUCUGAUUUGAAAUCAAUUGAAACAUUAUCAUCGGUGGAUGAGAGCGAGGAUACUAUUCCACUUCUUCCUCCACCACCACCAUCAAUUGUUUUUAAAGGACAAGCUCAGUCAAUUUCUAUAAUGAAACAAAGUGUUUCGAAAAUGUUUAAUUUUGAUAAAAAGAAAACUCACUUUAAUAAUGUUAAAACGAAUGGUAUUCGUCAUUGGCAUAUAGCUCGUCAUGUUUUUCGUAGUGGUCUUAUAUUUAGCCCAACAAGACGUGCAUCUGAUAGUAUUCUACCAUUAUUAAUAAGAACUCAUAUUGCUCAAUAUCAAUCGCGAACAGCUAGUCUCGAUAGUAUUUUUACUCCAACACCAUUGGAAAGUCUUAUCGAUUAUCUUACAUAUGAUAAUGAUAAUAAACAAAUGAAUAUACCAGAAAAAAAAGUACCUGUAAAACGAAUGAUAUCAGAUACAGGUGCUUGUAUUGAACGAAAUAAAUUAAAUGAUACAAUUGCUCAAUAUGAAGUAUUGAUGCGUCAUUUAAAAAAUUAUGAUAAAUUUAUGGCAACAUAUCCUGUACCACCAUCUUCAUCAUCUCCAAAACGAAAAUCAAUUGAUACUGAAGAUAUAAGAAAUAAAAAUGGUGGUGAUGAUGAUGAUAAUAUUCAACAAAUUUCAACUGCUACAUCAUCAAUUCGAAGUCGACAAACACAAUCAUUAGCAAGAAAUGUUGGACGAACAUUUACAGAUUUUAUUAUGAAUGAUCUUUUAUUAUUACCCGUAUCUAAAACAUCAUCGGAUGAACCACGACGUUUAAGUACUAUUCAUGCUGCGUCACAAACAGAUUUAAUUGAAUUAAUACCUAAAGAAGAAGAAGAAGAAGAAAUAAAACAAGUGGUAGAUGAAUUUAAUACUAUUAUUAAAAAUAUUGAAGAUGAAGAUAAAGAAGAAGAAAAAGGAAAAGAAGCAGAGGUGGAGGAAGAAGAAGAAAAGCCAGAGGAAGUUCCAUUAACAGCUAACAGUGAAAUUAAUGUUAUUAUUGUUAAUUCUUCUGAAAUGCAAGUAGCCGAACAAGAAGUAGCAGUAAAAAUACAACAAAAUGGAGAAAAAUCACUUAUUCAACGUUUAUUUGAAGGAAAAAAAACUGCAUAUACACCAGAUGAUAUUCAAAUGGAAACUACUCGAAUACCGGAAGAAUUAAUGAAUACAUUUGAAAUUGCAAAGAGAAAAUGUUUUUUCAAUACAGAACGAGUUCUAUAUGCAACAAAAAUGAUUAAAAUUGAUCGUCGUGGUUAUAAACAACAUGUUCGAAUUUUCUGUAUAACAACUGAACGACUUUAUAUAAUAACUAAAAAAGAUCCGUAUCCAAAAGAAGCUGUUUUAUUUAAAGAUGUACUUGGUAUUAGUUGUACACCACGAAAUGAUGGUUUUAUAUGUUUACAUACAAGAGAAACACGUGAAGAUCGAGGUGAUUGGAUUUUUCUUGUUGAUCAUCCAUGUGAAUGUAUUACUCAAAUUUUUAUGGCUCUAGGAAGAAAUGAUAAUAAUGAUCAUUAUCUCAAAAUUAAAACUGAAUUCAAACACACACGUCGAAGUCUUGCUACUGUACCGGAUGAUUGUUCAAUUGCAUCUCGAUCAGCAGAAACAUUUCAUAUUGAAUUUGAAAAUUAUGAAGUUCUAGCUAUUACAAAAGUAAAUAAUCCAUAUCAUGUAGUCGCUGAUGUUCAAGUGCCGUUCAAUGUAACACUGACUAUUACAGCCGGUGUACAAAUCAUUUAUGACAAUCUCGGUGAUUAUGAAAUGCUUGUUAAAGGCUUUCUAAAGGUACAAGGAACAAAUGCAGAACGUGUUGUGUUUAAUGGAUCGGCUGCAACAAAUAACAACAGAUGGAUGUUGACAUUCAAAGCAGCAAAUUUAACCCAAUCCUCAAUUGUUAAUGCUCAAUUUAUUGGACCUAAACAAUCAGUAGGUUUACUUGAAGUACCCAAUGGUAUUCCUUUGAAUACAGGUGAAUUAAUAGUUGAUCGUUGCAUAUUCACUGGCACUCAAAUUAAUACAUAUUCCACUUUAUUUGAUCCAUCGGGAACUAAUCCGAUUUCUUCGUUAGUUGUUCAAAAUUCAACUAUAACUGAUUCAAUUGUAUCGAAUGGUGGUUUUAACAGUGAUCCUCAAUUGAUUAAACUUUUAGGUAAUCAACUUCAAAAUGUGACUAUCAAUGCGACUGCUCAUUACAAUGGCAUGAGAAUGUCUAAUUGUCAAGGUGGUAAUGUUUCUAUUUACUGGCGUGGUUAUACCAAAGCCUACUUCGAAAUUAAUGAUACAAAAUUAACAAAUCUAUCUGUUAAUUUUAGUCCAUUUUAUGGAAUAGAGACUUUUUUCACCAUACGACGAUCAACUCUUCUUAAUGCAACUAUUCAGUUGAUUGGACCAAGUUAUGAUAGCACAGUGAAUCAUCUUGACAUCAUUUGUAGUAAACUUACAGUUCCUGGACAAAUCGAAAUGGCAACAGGAUCAAUUCAAAAUUCGACAAUUACGAGUUCUGGAAAUCAAACAAAUACAACCGGUGUCUUUGCGGGAGCAAUAUCCAUUGUUAACUCAUCGAUCUUUGCUUUUGAUGUUGGUGUCAGCAUUUUUGCAUACAAAGAUCCAAUGGGUAUUAUAAAUAACAGCAAUUUUUACAAAAAUUCCGUUUACAACAUCAUGAAUUUGGGAAAUUCUGAUGUGAAUGCAACUGGUAACUGGUGGGGUACGAAAAAUGACAUCAGCGAUACAUUGUAUGAUUAUUGGAAAAAUAUCAACUAUGGAGAAAUUUUUUAUAAUAAUUUUGCACAAAGCCGUAUUGAACAACAAUGUUAA